This is a messenger RNA of Drosophila mojavensis, 4234 nucleotides long. RefSeq lists its product as uncharacterized. NCBI's taxonomy places the organism in Eukaryota, Metazoa, Arthropoda, Insecta, Diptera, Drosophilidae. The record is from RefSeq and is a predicted model, not a curated record. The transcript has 8 exons. Gene Ontology annotation, molecular function: protein binding. Bases 447 to 2930 code for a protein of 827 amino acids.
UUCAAGCGCUCAACGUUGGCGGCGCGGUUGAAAAUCAAAAUCAAAAUCAAAAGCUUAGCCACAGCGCGUACUCGCUAAGUUGAUACCACUGAGCGUGUGUAUUAAAUGUGUUUCUGUGCGUGUUUGAGUGUUGAAGCGCGUUGUGCAGACAUGAAGUGAAUAAGAAAUUGGAAAAGCACUAAAAAAAAAAAUAAAAACAACAAAACGCUAAAGAAAACGCAAAGAAACGUGUUGAAGCCAAUGAGCAAACCAACGACCAGUAGCAACAGCAGCAGCAACAACAAGCAGUAAUAGUAACUACAACAACAACAACAACAACAACUAAGAAAUCAUUUGGGAAACGUCAAAAACAGUUUUGAGAAAAAAUCAGCAAAAAUAAAUUUAAUAAAUUUCGCCACGCAACGAUAUAUAUAUUUUUUUUGUCUACUCCCAGCUUGAGCAAUAAGAUGCAUACGGACGGGCAUGAGGAGUCAACGGAGCUGAGGCUGAGCCUCGAUUUGGGUAUUUCCAAUCAACAACUAGCUGAGGGCAUCGAAGUGGCAACAAAUCUGCAAAUGCCGGGCAAAUAUUGCCCAAAAAAUAACCAACAGCAUCGAGGACGACGACGACGCAGCGGAGCCGAGAGUGCCAAAUGGAAGGCAGCUGGUGGAUUCUCUGGCAUUUUUUGCUGGUCCAUCAAUUUGGCCAUUUUGAUUUGGCUAGCACAUUGCACGAAUGCCGUGCCCACCGACAGCAUCAGCAGCAGCAGCAGCAGCAGCAGCAGCGCAUCCUCUACAAUUGUCAUAGCCGCGGUCACGCCGAGCAGCAUUAGUUCGAGCGGCAGCAGCACUACCGAAUCGCUGCUGGAGCAGCAACAGCCGCAGGGCCAGUGUCUGCUGGAUGGCAUUUGGGUGCCGGAGACGACGGUGCACUGCGAGAAGCAGACGAGCUGCCGCGCCAUUCAGCGCACCGGCCACUGCUGCCCCGAUUAUAAAUGCGAUUGCCAAAAGGACGGCAAGACUUAUGCGAAUGGCUAUAAAUUGGUUGAUCCGGAUACACCCUGCACCGUGUGCUAUUGCAAAGGUGGAGAAAUUGUAUGCAGCCCUGUGACCUGUUUCCGGCGCGAUGAUUGCAUGCCUAAAUACGUGCCCGGCCGCUGCUGUCCGGAGUACGACAACUGUCCCAUUCUUGACAACAAUCCGCCGCUGUCCAGUGAAUCGAGCAGCGCGGCACCGUCGACCGCGAAGCCAGCGCCGGCUGCGCCGCCCGCUGGUUUCAAUUGGAAUAUAACCAUCAAGGAGAUUACCAAGCCGACAGAGAUACGCAUAACUGAUGACAAUCACAAGGUCAAACAGACAAUACCGACGCGCAAGGCGUCCAAUACCGAAGCACCGACAGCAGCAACAAGCGCAGCAACAACAACAACAACAAUAGCAACAGCAGCAGCAGCAACACCCACUGCAGCAGCAGCUGUUGCUGAUGGCCCAACAGCAGCAACAGAUAUGCCGGCAAGUGAAACAACAACAGCAGCAGCAGCAGUUGCAGCCGCUGCGGUGGCUAGCACCACAGCAGCAGCAAUGCCAACGGCAGCAGCAACAGACUCGCCGGCAACACCAACGCCUAGCCAAGACACAAACCCGAAAGCACUUCCAGUCAAUGGCAGCGAGAGCUUAAAGCUCAUCGCCUCAGUCGGCUAUAUUGAGCGCCCGCUCUCGCAUAACAAGCCGCUGGUCACCUACAAUUCAGACAGCUUGCAGCCGCUGGCCGAGAACGAUCCCAGCAAGGUGAACAUCAAGCGGGAGUAUACCACAGAGGGCGUGGCCGGGCUGCUGGGCAGCAAAGCUGAGGCCGUGCCCAUAGGAGCGAGCUCCAUAUUUCUGCAGAAUGGCUUCAGAGAUGCGCUCGUGGAGAAUGCAGCGGAGCUAGAGCCGGACACGGCGGGCAGCGACAACAUCUACCACAUCAUCUCCACCACAGAAGGACCCACCAGCAGCAGCAGCAGUAGCAGCAGUAGCAGCAACAAUCCCAGCAGCACAGAGCGCACAUCAAUCUCGAGCACAGAGGGGCCCAUGCAGUCCACUGACUACAGCUCCACAUAUAUCUCAAAUGUAGCCUUCGAGCAGGAAUCGACUACGGAGGGGUUAAUGGCCAUCAGCAGCAGCAGCGAGGUGCCAGCCUCGAGCAGUGCGCAGCCCGUGCAUCACAUGGAGGAGGAGGAUGUGCCGCAGGUGGAGUCCAAUCCCGCUUACCCCUCGCUGCCCGAGGACGAUUUCAGUCUGCGGGAUGUCAACUUUCCGCUGGUCGAGCUGGAGGAGAUUGUGGAGGCGGAGACCAAAGAUGAGCAGCGCAGCAUUGUGAGCCCCUUUGAGCUGGACAACAAGCGCACCAAGCUGGUCACGGAGAGCAGCUUGGAUGCCAGCGGCAAUGGCAGCGGCGCCGGCAGUGGCGGCGGCAGCGGCGACUCCGAAUUCUAUCUCGGCUCGACAACCGAUCAUAUGUUGAGCGCAGCAACCAAUUUGGAAAAGGCCACCGUUCUGCAAGUGCCGCUGAUGUACAGCGCCGAGGAUAGCUCCGCCGAGACGCGCAUACAGAACGUUAACGAGCUGGCCAAGAUCAGUGCCAGGCAGACGGAGAACGAGACCAGCGGCGAGCUGGACACGGGCAGCGGCCAAGGGGAACUGCGUGAGCCAACAACGCCACGCGCCCAGCGACUGCCCGCCGUGGACAUAGACGAACUGGGCUCCGGCUCAGGCUCCGGCGCUGGCCAGGCACAGGGCGCCCAGGAUCCCAAAGCCGAUGCUGAGAGUCUCAAGUUGAACGAGAGCCACGAGCAGGCGGACAAUGUGGUUGAGACCAAGGCGACAUCGCGUGCCGAGAAAAGUUUCGUCGAGCAGCGAGCAGCGGGCGCGGCACAUCAUCUCGAGCGUCUCUUUCUGCAGCGGAUAUACUGAGAGUGAGUGAGUCGAGGUAGCACAACUAAGAUUUUGGUGUAUAUAAAUACUAUAUGAAACAUAGCAGAGCUGUAAUUGGAGGCAAUUACUUCAGUAGAGGGAAAAAGAAAAUGCAAGUGCUUGAGUAAGGCGAAAACCUAGCUAAAUGCCAUGAUAAUUCCACUGCAAUUAUCAAGUAAUUGAAAUAUUACUCAAGUAAUUGUUGUUUUUUUUUUUUUAUUAUUAUUAUUAUUUUUUGUGUAAUUCUCAUACAAUUUAGUAAUUAUUAUAGCUCUAGUACAUGUAAGAAUUGUGUAUCGAUAUCGAUAGGCAGUUAUCGAUCAUUAAGUGCGCCGUCUGAAUGCAAAGUGAGCGAAAAGUCCUAAGUUUAAGUAGCAAGAGCAAUAUUAAAGAAAAUCUAAUUUACACCGUCUGCAAAUUCAAUUCUUAAUGCAAAUUCAACUUAAAAUUUAACUAAAAUUAAACUAGAAAUUAAGCAUAAUUUAGCAACAACGACAACAACAACAAAAACAAUUGAACUAGCGGUAAACAUAAAGCUGGGCUCCCCAAAUGCAAUAAACAUAUAAAUAUAAAAUAAAUAAUAUAUUUUUAGCACUUUGCACUUUGUGAAAUUUGCUUAGUUAUAUAAUUUAUUUAUUCAUAAAUAAAUACACAAAAAUAACUAAACAAAUUUAAAAACAUUUUUGUAUCUUAAGAACACAUUUAACAUUGCCGCGCCCACACACACGCACAUACAAAAUUAAUACACAUUUUAUUUAACUUGUUUUAUUUACUAUGAAUUUAUUUAAUAUUUAAUUUAUUGCAUAAACUAUAAAAAAAAGAAAGAACUAUGGAACGCAAAGCAAAUGCUCUAGUGAUGUUUUUUUAAUGCAAAUUAUAUAGUCCUCUUCGAUUUGAAAAGCUUUUAAGUUUAGACUGAAUAUUGAAAGUUUUAAUUUAAAGCAAUUACUUUAGUUAAUAUUUAAAUUUAUUAAACAAACAAAAAAUAAAUAAUUACUUUUAUAUAUAUUCAGAAAAUUCAUUUAAAUAUAAAAAAAGUGUCAAAGUGCAGUCAUUUUGUUAGUAACUAAUCUAAUUCAAAUAUAUAAAAAUUAAAAAGUAAAAAAAAAAAACAUAAAUAAAACAUAAUUUAUUUAAGCUAAGUAGUGUUAAGCAAACAUAUAAUCGCACAAAUUGACGGAAAACAGAAAAAAAAUUAUAUAUUAAAAAUGUACUUUAACUAGCGUAAAUUUAGUUUCAAGUUCAUUUUCAUAUGUACGAAUAAUAAUAAAAAUGAUAUAAAUAUAUAAAUAUUAAUAAAACCA